AUGUCCAUUUCCACCGGGACUGUCGCCUCUUCCGGUAUUAACACCGCCAACACUGCGACAUUGCCACACAAGAGUCGUCGGCCCGUGCAGAUUGAUUUUGAGAGCGACACAGAGCCUGAUCCACCUCUCAAGUCACCACCCCCCAAAGCAAUCCUCAAAAAUCAACAAGCUAAAUCCUCAGAAGAUUGGGUACCACGGAAAUCACUGCUUCCUGCCAACUCCAAUCUCCUGGAGACACCCCGCAAGAAGCGCAAAUAUACAAAACGCGCCCAACAUGCAACCCAAGACAAAGAAUCCGAUGUUUUAGAAGACAUGGUUGUAGAGCAUUAG
Puccinia triticina is the source of this 330-nucleotide messenger RNA. RefSeq lists its product as uncharacterized. NCBI's taxonomy places the organism in Eukaryota, Fungi, Basidiomycota, Pucciniomycetes, Pucciniales, Pucciniaceae. The transcript is spliced from 2 exons. The record is from RefSeq and is a predicted model, not a curated record. Bases 1 to 330 code for a protein of 109 amino acids.